Molecule: messenger RNA, 351 nt
Organism: Fusarium graminearum PH-1
Lineage: Eukaryota; Fungi; Ascomycota; Sordariomycetes; Hypocreales; Nectriaceae
Exons: 3
Coding region: 1-351 (116 amino acids)
Source: RefSeq, a predicted model, not a curated record
AUGAAGAUCAACACCUUGAUUCUCCUCGCCCUGGGGUCUUUUCGUGUAGCUGCCGAUUCAGAUUUUGCCGCAACCUGUCACGACAUUCUUGUGUCUCAGCCAGGUGGUAAUGCCAACUAUCCGAAAGACCGCUUUUCCUUAUAUGCAUGGUGUCGCAAAGAAAAGGGUGCCUGGAGCGACUCCUUUCUCAAUCUCAGCAAAUGUAUUGCUAAUGACGGUGGCAAUCUGGUUGCUCGAGAGAAAUGCGUCAACAACAACGGUGGAACGACAGAUGCCUCUAUUGACUUGAAUCGACUCGUUGGAAACCGAGAUGGCGCUCUCACUUGCUUUGGCGCUUCACACGCUUCAUAA